CGUUUAUUUGACGUUCUACCGUCUCACCAACCUCGUUAUUAUUCUAUCGCUAAUUCUCCUCUUGUGAAUCGCGAUUCAUUUCAUAUUGCCUUUAACAUUGUAGAUUAUAAAACACCGGACCCUUAUGGUGUGCGCAAAUUUGGAGUUUGUACCCCAUGGCUGGAUAAUUUGAGUGGUCACGUUAACGAAUGGAAUAAAAGGUUUCCUUUGACCACAAAGAUAGACAUCCCUAUUUUCAUGAAACAAACCACUUACGGAUUUGCUGUUCCUUCAGAUAUUUCAAGACCUAUGAUCAUGAUCGGUCCUGGAACGGGUGUUGCACCUUUUAUUGGAUUUAUUCAACAUCGUGAACAGCAAAUUAUUGCUGAAAGACGAUCGGAUAAUAUUGAGAAAUCGUUGGGGGAGAUGUGGUUAUUUUAUGGGUGCAGAGAUAUUGAAAAGGACUAUUUGUAUCGUGAGGAAUUGGAAGGAUUUUUAAAACGUGGUAUUCUAAAAGAAUUAUUAGUUGCAACUAGUAGAGCACCAGACGCUGGAUUAAAUGGAAAUCCAAAGUAUGUCCAAGAUUUGUUGAGAAAGAGAGGUCAAGAAUUGUACGAAUUGUUGGAUCGAAAAGAUGCGAUGAUUUUUGUGUGUGGAGAUGCUCAAGGUAUGGCCAAGGACGUUAAUGAUGCUCUAGCCGAUAUUUUAGUUGAGUAUGGUAACAUGCAAAGAUCAGAUUCGUUGAAAUUGUUGGCUAAAUGGAUGAACGAUAGGCGUUAUUUACGAGAUUUGAUUAUUGAUCCACCAACACAACGUUCAACAAGCCCAACCAGCCCAAACGAAGACUCAGAUUCAGAUUCUUCAAGUGGAAGUAAUGGAACAAAUGUUUCUUCUUUGGAUGCGAUAUAUCUUACAACUUUAUUUCAAGAGAAUAAUAUUGAGGGAUUAACGAAUGAUGAUCAACAAUUCAUUAUGCAAUCAGAAAAAUUAUUAAAAGAAAAAUCUACCGCAGAAAAAUUGCAAGAGAUUUUUGAAUUAUCAAAUCCCGAACAACUUAAAGGAGAGUUUAGAUGUACUUUAUUACGAUCAAUCAUGUUACAAGGUUUCAUGUACCUUACGGAAAAUCACAUCUGCUUUCAUGCUUAUUUUCCAAGAGAACAGGAUAUUGUAUUGAAAGAUGGUAACCUCGCAAAGAAAACUUUUGGAAAUAGAUACGAACGGUAUCAUUUUUCACUUCAAAAUGAUGUGCUUACUUAUUACGUAGAUCCAAUGGAUAUGUAUUGUCCUGAAGAAAUCAUUGAUUUAAAAUAUGCUAUAAAAGCUGAAAGAAUUAAUAAAAAGAACGGAUUUAAGAUUAUCACGCCGAAGCGUACGUAUAAAUUUCAGGCUGAUUCACAAACUUCUAUGGAAGAAUGGAUAACCCAAUUAGAAAGAUCCAUAGUAAGAGCUAAUAAUGGUGGCGAUAACGUAAAGAUUGUUAUACCUAUUGAAAGUAUUGAAAACAUUCAAAAUAAUUUAUCCAUGAAUUUCUCAAAUACGAUACAAAUCGAUACUUUGGAACACGAUGAACGCGAAGAAUAUUUUUUUGCGUUCUUCUCGGAUAGUCAAUCUUUAUAUGAUACACUUGUUAAACUUUGGAAAGGUCACAAAUCAAAUGAUCUUAAACGGUCACGUUCAACAAACACUAGAUCGUUAUCCCCUGAACCAAUCACUCCUACAUCACUCAAAUCAGACUUCAUUGCGUUAAUAAAACAUAAACGUAGUAAAAGUCAAGAAUCUCCGGUUAAUUCAUCAAGGUCUAUACAAAAGCAAACAACUUUAGAACCUAUAUCGGCUUCUGAAACGACAGACAGUCAAUGGAAUGUAACAAAAUUUGUCUCCAGGCGUGCAAGAGUAUUUUGGAAAAAUCCUAAAAAGUAUUAUAGUUCUUUUGAUGAAAAUCCUUCGGAGGAAACUCGUCAACAUUUUAGGGAACAUUUUGCCUUAUCGGAACAUGAGAAGCUUUAUGCUGCAGAUAUCCAUUUCUUUAAAAAGACAAAGGCAACCAUGUUAGGAUAUUAUGGAUUGGAAAUUCUUACAAAGGCUCAACAAGAAAUGUUUUUUGAAUUUGGUUUUGAGCAUGUAAGGGAUAGAUUUGUCGAAAUGAUUGAACUUAAAUUGAAAUUACUUGGUAAAGGAAAUAAGAAGACAUCGUCAGGAAGUUCAUCUGAUAGUCAAAGUAUGAUCAAACAAGCUAUUAUCAAGGAUCAAUUGUUAUGGCAACAAUGGUCAGAAGUUAGUCCAACACCAAAGGCAUCAAAUUUUGGUGAGAUUGGAGCGAGCGUUUCCAAAAUCGAUAAACCAUUACACAUAACGUGCCUUACUAUUGGAUCACGUGGUGACGUUCAACCCUACAUUGCGCUUGCUAAAGGUCUUAUGAAAGAGGGUCACAAAGUUAGAAUUGCUACUCAUGAUGAAUAUAAAGACUGGAUCGAAGGUCAUGGUAUUGAAUUUGGUUAUGUCGGUGGUAACCCUGCCGAACUCAUGCGUAUUUGUGUUGAGAACGGCAUGUUUACUUUUGGCUUCUUUAAGGAAGGUCUCGUUAACUUCCGUGGAUGGUUGGAUGAUUUACUGAAAACUUCAUGGGAGGCAUGUCAGUCUCCUAGUGCUAUGGCUGGCAUUCAUAUUGCAGAAGCUCUUGAUGUUGCAUAUUUUCGUGCAUUUACAAUGCCAUGGACUAGAACAAGGGCUUAUCCUCACGCAUUCGCGGUUCCAGAUCAUGAUCUCAAGUCUCCGUAUAAUUAUUCAUCUUAUAUACUUAUAGAGAACGCUUUUUGGCUCGCAAUCUCCCCACAAAUAAACAAAUGGAGGAAGGACACAUUGAAAUUACGGAGCACCAAUUUAGAGAAAAUGGAACCUUCAACAGUUCCAUUCUUAUAUAAUUUCAGUGAACGAAUUGUUCCAAAGGCAUCCGAUUGGGCCGAUUGGAUUCACGUGACCGGUUAUUGGUUUUUAGAUAAUCCUGACCUCGGAUGGACACCACCAGAAGAUUUAUUGGAAUUUAUAGAUAAAAAUCGUGGAAAUAAAAAGCCAAUUGUAUAUAUUGGGUUCGGAUCAAUUGUAGUAGAUGAUCCACAGGCAAUGACAAAAUCAAUCGUAGAAGCCGUACAAAAAAGUAAAGUAGCAGCAAUUAUAUCGAAAGGAUGGAGCGAUAGAUUACAUCAAAAGAGAUCGGACCAGAAUGAGGAAGAAAAUUAUCCACCAUCAAUAUACCCGUUAAAAUCAGUACCACAUGAUUGGAUGUUUCCUCGGGUAGAUGCAGUGAUACAUCAUGGUGGUGCAGGUACGACAGCAGCAGGGUUACGUGCCGGUAUACCAACCAUUAUAAAACCAUUUUUUGGAGAUCAAUUUUUUUGGGGAGAUCGCAUCGAAAACAUGGGAAUUGGAUUUUGUUUGAAAAAAUUAAGCGUUGAUAAAUUUUCCGAUUAUUUG
This is a messenger RNA of Funneliformis mosseae, 3450 nucleotides long. The record is from the annotation of a GenBank genome assembly. Lineage: Eukaryota; Fungi; Glomeromycota; Glomeromycetes; Glomerales; Glomeraceae.